CGAUCAAAGACGCUUCAUCCUAAUCUUGUCUUCACCGCCAAAAAAAUGGCGUCGUCAUCAUCAAGAAAGUACGAGACACGAAAGCGAGUUCCAGAUCCACAAAACGCAGCUCUUCUCGUCAUCGACAUGCAGAAUCACUUCUCCUCCAUGGCCAAACCCAUCCUCAACGAAGCUAUCACCACCAUCGACCUCUGCCGACGAGCUUCCAUCCCCGUCUUCUUCUCACGCCAAAACCACAAGUCCCAGAACGACCACGGCAUGCUCGAAGAAUGGUGGAACGGCGAUCUAAUCCUCGACGGAACCACUGAUUCGGAGAUCAUCCCGGAGAUACACCGCCACGUCAUCGGACCAGACGAGAUCGUGGAGAAGAACACGUACAGCGCGUUUCAGAACACGCGGCUACAGGAAAAGCUGGAGAAGAUAGGGGUGAAGGAAGUGAUAGUAAUUGGAGUGAUGACGAACCUUUGCUGUGAGACGACGGCUCGUGACGCGUUCAUUAAGGGAUAUAGGGUUUUUUUCUCCACCGACGCGACUGCUACGGUUAAUGAAGAGCUUCACGAGGCUACGCUGAUGAAUCUCGCUUAUGGCUUCGCUUAUCUCGUAGACUGCGAUACACUCCGACGAGGUCUGUCUACUACACUCAGUACUUGCUAAAUGAUUACUACACCUUUUGUUACUUAGUACAUAUUGUUCUGUUUGUGUACUUUUGGUCCGCAUUGCUUUAGUCCAGUGUAGUCUCGUGAUGCUCUUCAUAACAAUAGUUCUGUUUGUGUUUUGUGUAGUUUAAUACUUAAUACAAUUUUUCCACCUUA
This is a messenger RNA of Capsella rubella, 812 nucleotides long. RefSeq names its product nicotinamidase 2-like. Lineage: Eukaryota; Viridiplantae; Streptophyta; Magnoliopsida; Brassicales; Brassicaceae. The coding region runs from base 46 to 654 and encodes 202 amino acids. The record is from RefSeq and is a predicted model, not a curated record. The transcript has a single exon.